AUGGCUCCCACCACGAGCAAAACCAGCGACUCUCACGUGAAGGGCAAUUUGAGCCAGGCCAACACUCGCGCCAGCGGUAGUGCCCGUGGAAAUACCCAGGGAUCCGUAAAAGGAGGGUCUUCCUCCGGAUCCAAUAUUCGUCCAUCCAAGAACGAUGACGACUAUCUCCCUCCACUUAAAGCACCGAAGGAAAUGCACGAGUCGCUUGUCCGUGCCGCAGAAUCACUUCCAAAGGACUAUGUCAAUGUCGAUUUUGAGGUUCCUGGCGUAGGCCAGUUCUCGGCCCCCUUCAUCCCAUAUUAUUGUUUCAUGCGAGACCGUGAGCCGCGCAAGGAGAUUAUCCCAAUGGAACGCGUGGGAUACAACAAAUCUGGCAAAGAGAUCGAGGUGGUCAUGAAUACCUUUCCCGUUCUCAGUAUCCCAACCAAGCCUGUGUACCAAUAUGAGGUCAAUGUUAUUUCUGGUCCAGGUGUUGAGGAGGACCGUCGAGUCCUCCGUCGCAGUUUCAAUUGCGAGGAACGCAAGAAACUGCUCCCUGAUGCCAUUUAUGAUGGAGCUAAAUCUGCUUGGUCUUUGAAGUACAUCGAAAAAGGCGUCCAUGAAAAAUUCCAAUACCAGCAUGGUAGAACCCGUGCAUCUGGUAGCCAAGGCAAUGUUUACAAAGAGGUCUUGGUCUUUUCCAUGCUGCCGCGCCGCAAGAUCUACCUGGGCGUUAUUCAUCAGUGGCUUCAAAAGCAACGCCCGAUGGACGAAUAUAUCAUUGAGGCAUUGAACUUUCUUGAUCACUUGCUUCGCGAUUGGCCGACCAGAGAAUUUGUCGCACACAAGCGGGCUUUCUUCUUUCAAGGUCUUUUUGAGAAAGAAAAGACCAGAGACUUGCAUUAUGAGUUCCAUUACUCCCUUGGGCCCUACUCGGGUGCCACCUGCUAUCGUGGAAUCUUUCAAAUGCUACGUCCUUGUGUCUCCGGCUUGUUGCUGAACUUAGAUGCCGCCCAUGCUGUUUUUUACUCGCGCAUUAGCCUUCUCGGUACCAUGAAAGGCGUUCUCGGAGUUGGUAACGAUAUGGAACUUUCUGCUAAGCUUCGUCCCAUAAUCAGACCUGAUGGUUCCAAGGGACCAUCUAAGGAAUUUGAAAGGGUGAAGGCCAUGGUGAAAAGUGUAAUAGUCUACCCAGACUACGAACAAUGCCCUUUCAAAGACAAGAGUUUCAAGAUUCAAGAUCUCAUCCUUGGGGGUGCUAGAGAGUUCAUGAUCACCAUCAAUGAUCCAGCCGCGGGAGAAGAAAAGAGGAUGAGCGUUGAAGAGUAUUUCAAAUGGAAAUACAAUAUUACUCUCACACUUCCCAACCUGGCACUGGUCAGAAUGACUGUCAAGAACGUUAUCUACCCUGCCGAGUUUCUUUGCAUCAAGAAACUUCAGCGAUGGCCUCACAAGCUCACGGAUGAGCAAACGGCGGACAUGAUCAAAUACACGGCAAAGAAGCCUGCUGAGCGCUUGAGCCAUAUCAUCAAAUGUAAAAAUCUCCUGCAGCAUGAUGCCGAUCCAAACCUGAUGCAUUAUGGCCUGAAGAUCUCACAUCAAAUGAUGAAGGUGAAAGCUCGACUCCUGCCUAACCCAGAGCUCGAGUUUGGUAACGCCACCAAGCAUAACCCCGGCACUACCGCUCGCUGGGACCUUCGUGGAAGAAAAUUCUACAAACCCAAUACGGUGCCUCUUAUUUCAUGGGGGGUUGGCUACUACACUGGUCGCCGCAAUGACAUCAGUUUUGAUCAAGUUCAGAACUGGCUAGAUCAAUUUAUGAAGAUUUACAAGCAACACGGCGGUAGCAUCAACAACCGUGCCAUCACCGUUCAGAUGAAGGAAAAUGUUGCUGAAGGGAUGAAGGAGCUCUACGAACAGACAGGAAAUGCAUGGCGCAAGGAGCCUCAGCUUUUAAUCAUCAUAGUCCAAAACAAAGACGCUUUUACGUAUCUUCGUAUCAAAAAAAACGCCGAUUGCCGAUUUGGGGUUCCUUCUCAAGUGUUGCAAGGUCUCCGUUGCCAGGAUAACCGCCCACAGUACCAUUCAAAUGUUCUUAUGAAGGUCAAUGCUAAGCUUGGUGGUAUAACUAACCGCGCCAUCCCAAGAACCCCUAAAACAAAUCUCCGCCCACACUCCGUCAUCAUCGGUGCUGACGUGACCCAUCCUUCGCUAGGAGUUUGGACACCAUCUCUGGCAGCAUUGUGCAUUUCAAAUGAUACAAAUGGGAUCAGUUACAUGGGCGGAGCUCAGUGCAAUGGCGACAGGAUUGAAAUCAUUCGCGAGUCAAACUUUCGAGAGAUCCUGAAGCCCCUUCUCCGAGAAUGGAUUAACACCGUCGGUAAAAAGAAAUUCCCUCCAAAAAACAUAUACUAUUUCCGGGAUGGUGUUUCUGAGUCAGAGUUCAAGGGUGUGCUCAAUCGGGAGGUCCCUGCCAUUCGCCGUGUUGCAGCUGAAGCAUGUGGCUUGGUAGAAUAUCCGGGCAAGAUAUGUGUGGUGAUUGCCAAUAAGCGCCAUCACCUUCGAGCAUUCCCCAAGCCCAGCGAUCUAAAAACUGGUGAUAAGAACGGAAAUCCCUUGCCUGGAACACUCGUCGAUCGCGAUGUGACUAGCCCACACGGCAGCGACUUCUUGCUCUAUGCUCACGCUGCGCUGCAAGGAACUGCACGUCCUGUUCAUUACAAGGUUAUUUUGGAUGAGAUUGGACAUGAGCCUAUGGAGAUACAGAACAUGAUCUAUGAACAGAGUUAUCAAUAUGUCCGGUCGACGACCCCUGUGUCCAUUCACCCGGCAAUCUACUACUCACACUUGAUCACCGCUCGCGCUCGUCACCAUGAAGAUGUGACUGUUGAUUCUGGUCCCCAGAGUGGUGCUACGAUCCCACACGAGAGAUCCAUGCACAAGCCCAGGAAUACUGAUGACAACUAUGUUAGAGAUCGGUUAAUGGAUAUCAAGGGCACUGUUAACAAGCUUCCCUUGACUAUGUGGUGGAUGUAA
Penicillium angulare is the source of this 3015-nucleotide messenger RNA. RefSeq names its product putative eukaryotic translation initiation factor eIF-2C4. NCBI's taxonomy places the organism in Eukaryota, Fungi, Ascomycota, Eurotiomycetes, Eurotiales, Aspergillaceae. The transcript is spliced from 5 exons. The record is from RefSeq and is a predicted model, not a curated record. Gene Ontology annotation, molecular function: RNA binding; protein binding. The coding region runs from base 1 to 3015 and encodes 1004 amino acids.